Venturia canescens is the source of this 1379-nucleotide messenger RNA. RefSeq lists its product as uncharacterized. Gene Ontology annotation, molecular function: protein binding. The record is from RefSeq and is a predicted model, not a curated record. The transcript has 3 exons. Bases 308 to 1246 code for a protein of 312 amino acids. NCBI's taxonomy places the organism in Eukaryota, Metazoa, Arthropoda, Insecta, Hymenoptera, Ichneumonidae.
CAAACGCGUUGAGAGCAAAAUUACGAGUUUCCGAUCAUCACAUAUUACCAUCAACCGCGAAACUAUAUCUCCUUUUGUUGUGUUGCAUUUUUUAUUUUUUUACGCUUAAGAAAAUUGUAUGUAAGGGUUCGCGAUGAGAAGAAGAAAGCACGGAGAUAGAGAAUGAAAAGUAUGCGAGAGCGUGGGAUUGAUGCUCGCUGAGUACGAAAGAGGAAAAAAAAAAUCUAUAAACAAGACGCACGGGAGAGAUAAUAAGGAGAAAAAAAAAAUAGAAUCCGAAGGUGCGGCUCGGGAUUGAUGUGGAUCUAUGCGGAGAAUGGAAAACUCGGACGGCGACUGGACGGGCAAUCGAAAACGAGUUAAAACUUUGGAAAGUUAUAAAAAAUACGAGAAGAAUACUCCGACGACGAAAAAGCGACGAAUCGUCAAAACGAAUAAUGAAUAUUUCGAUGAAAAUGUUAAUUUCGUCGCGAAGCGUACCACCGGUCGAAUCGGAAUUUCAUCGAUGCCCGUUGAAAUAUUACUCGAAAUAAUGUCCUACCUCGAUUGUCGAGAUUUAUAUUCGUUACAAGGAGUAUCCAAGUUCUUCGAGCGCCUCGUACUCGAGCCCAGUGUUUGGACUACCUACGAGGUUAGCAAUUCAGGGCCAACCACUUUGGAAGUUAUCGACGAAUUGAAAAGAAUGCCGCAUUUGAGAAGAAUCAGUAUCGAAGCGAGAAACGACUGCGACGACAUAUUACGACAAUUGUCGUGCAGCAACAAGAAAUUGCAGAGACUCAAUAUAACGAAUUGCACAGCAGGUACUUCGGCGAAUUUGUAUCUUCGUCCAGCUUAUCUGGUAAGGAUUCUCGAGAGAUGCUCAAGAUUACAUACGAUAACGAUCCGAGGAAGUCGUUUCCGGGGAUUAAAAUUUUAUCGUAUACUCGGUGACAUGGGUCAUCGCUUAAGAUUCGUCUCAGCAUCGACGACCUCCAAGCAAUUUCGUACGUUUGCGACGCACGUCAGUAAGGUCGACGAGAACGAGAGGGACGCUCUUUGCGCGAUGUGUCCUGGUGGCGCGCGUCGUUGGGGACCGUUGAGAUAUUACAUGAUUGAAAAAUCGGAUCGUACGAAAACCGCUCUCGUCAGUUAUUUUCAUCAUGAUUUUUUGUACGUUGAUUUACGUCCGGAUACCGAUAAAAAAACUGGGGAUAUGCCCACCGCUGCUGCCAACUCAUUUUCACCGGUUACCCUGUGCUCCUCUUGACGCAAACUUCACGAGCGAGUCUUCCAAUUCCAAAAUCUUGGUUUAUAACGCCCAAUUAUAGUCUCAAUUGUAUCGUCAUUGCGCGCCAUCGCUGCUCAAUCGACACGACUUUUUCCUUCAUUUAACAAAUGUG